UAGAGCUCUUGCUGUCAUUUUUUUUAAUCUUUUUAAAAACUUUAUUAAAACGAAGCUGAACGGUUUUAGAAAAUGUGACUACCCAAGAUUUAUAGAAAAAUAAACAAUAAAAUAUGUGGGAUGAUACAUCCGUAAAUAUUUGAUCGCAGUUAUAGGUUUUAGUUAAUUAUAAUUUUUAAAAAGUUUAUAUUAAACUAUAAAAUGUCUUGGAUUCAUUGUAAUAAAUGUUUUUUAAAGGAUCAAAAUUUUAAUGAAAUUCUAUUUUUACAAUGUGGUCAUUUGUUAUGUAGAAAAUGCAUUUCUAAGAAAUGUCUAAUAUGUUAUAAAACUACCAAAUACGUAACAUUACCUAAAAAGGAAAUAAUGCCGACAAUGGAUUUAUAUUUUCAAAAUCCAAUAAAUUAUGGAAAAAAAUUACUAUCAAUUUUAAAAUUUCAAUUUGAAAAUCGAAUAAAUUUGGAAGUAGAAGGAGCGAAAUUAUUUAAAAAAAUAAAGCAAGUUAAAGAAAAUUGUCAGAAAGUUGAUCAGGAAAUCAAAAACGCUCAAGAAGAAAUGAGAAAAGAAUAUUUACGUAUUAAAAAAAUGAAAGUGUUUAUUGAGCAAACUAAAAUGUACAAAAAUGUACGAAAAUCAAAUAAGGAUGGCAGUCAAGAUUCCGGUGUUCAUGGUAUUCAAACUUCUUACAACACAUUACAAGAUACAUCUUUUCUGUUACCAUCAACAGUGGAUUAACUUUUAUUUAUA
Molecule: messenger RNA, 744 nt
Organism: Condylostylus longicornis
Lineage: Eukaryota; Metazoa; Arthropoda; Insecta; Diptera; Dolichopodidae
Gene: nenya
Product: RING finger protein 212B
Exons: 2
Coding region: 202-732 (176 amino acids)
Biological process (GO): reciprocal meiotic recombination; protein sumoylation; homologous chromosome pairing at meiosis
Cellular component (GO): synaptonemal complex
Molecular function (GO): SUMO transferase activity
Source: RefSeq, a predicted model, not a curated record